GUCCGCCGUUAUCAUGUGCCCCCCCGCCCAAUGUGGAAACAAAACCUACGCCCCUGGUGAACACAUAUAGCGGGUGGUUGAAAGUUGACUGCAGUAACUCCGGUGGCGGUUAAAACAGGUUAAACUGGGAGAUUUUUUCAAUUGGUUUAUUAAAAAAUUACACAAAUGAGUUAUAAGGAUGGUUUUGGCGUAGACCAAAAACAUGACAUUAUGAGGAAUCACUCUGUAGAGAAGUGAACAGUUCCUGGUUUACCAGUGAAGAAGAAAGAGAGGCAGCGUUAAACCAUCAGAUCCUCCAACAUGAACGUCUGUCAGUCUCUGAUCUGCUUCUUCUUCCUCACACUGCGGGAUGGAAACAUUGGUCUCAUCAAUGCAGAAAUUCCCAAGUAUACAGGAACUGAAGGAGGAGACAUCACAGUUGGAUGCUCGAAUGUAAAGAUGGAGACAUUCUCAUUGACACAGAAGAGGACACAGCUCAGAGAGGCAGAUACAGCAUUACUUAUAAAAAGAUUUCACCAUUUGACACAAUUCUGUAUGUGAGCAUCGGAAACCUGACUCAGUUUGACUCAGUACGGUACAGAUGUGGUUUGGACAGAUCUUUGCCACCAUACCAGGAGAUUGAGAUCCAAGUUACAGAUGCUCCAACCUCUCCUCUCAGACCUUCUUCACCAUCAGUCCCAUCAGCCUCCACACUGAUGACAUCAGAGUUUAAGCUCCACACCUUCAUCAGCCUCCACACUGAUGACAUCACAGAGUUUAAGCUUCACACCUUCAUCGGCCUCCACACUGAUGACAUCACAGACAACAUCUUCUCCUGUCAUCUCCUGUUAUAUAUAUAUAUUAACUUUAUUUGGAAUCUCCCCCUGGUUUUGGGUGUGUGUGUCCCUGUGGUGGUGGUGGUGCUGGCUGUUGUUCUGCUGUUUUUCUACAAAAAGAUCACUCUGAUGGUUCAAACCAGAGAGGAAACACAGACAUCACCAGGACUGAGAUUGACCUCUAUAAGAGCUGCCCUCCACUCUCCACCCGUGCAGAUUCCACCUACCAGAGUCUGGAUCCAGCCUCCAGGGAUCCAGACCACAUCUACUCUACUCUCUCUUAGAUACAACACCUAUGAUGAUGUCAGCAAGAGUUUCUGCUGAAUGCACAGCGAAGCCUGGCUGCUGCUCAUGGCAAUGAAGGAUUUUAUUACCACACUUGGUCUUUCUCAAGGCAAGAAACAAGA
This is a messenger RNA of Perca flavescens (yellow perch), 1222 nucleotides long. RefSeq lists its product as uncharacterized. The record is from RefSeq and is a predicted model, not a curated record. NCBI's taxonomy places the organism in Eukaryota, Metazoa, Chordata, Actinopteri, Perciformes, Percidae. The transcript is spliced from 7 exons. The coding region runs from base 423 to 1139 and encodes 238 amino acids.